UCUUUGCCCAGUGGGUGGGACAUCCGAUAGGCGCGCUAUCGAUUCUUAGGAUACUACCAUCCCUGUCAUUGCGUGUACCGCAAUUCUCAGCACGCAGCUACCUCGAGGCGAUCUGAUGUAGAAUGGUUCAAACACAGCUUGUAGGCCUAAUCAACAUGUGUACGCUGCCUCACCUGCAUUUAGCGAGGUGUAGGUGUCUCGCGCAUGCAUGCUUAUUCACAAACACAGAUCGACGGAGUCUUCAGCGCUGCUUCAAGACUCGGUGAUUCCUCCCGUCUACUCUCGUCCGAAGUAGCCCCCAUAACAGCAACACUUCCAUAAUCCACGCUAGGAAGACAUCUUCGGUACCGGCACACAGACCACAACCCAGGCCUGCGAGGCGCUUUAGCCAUGUCUGGAUCGCCCUUGCUUACCAUGAAUACCUCGAAUACGGAGCAAUCGAUAGCCUGUAACUGCAGCGCGAUAUGCGCCUCGAUGAGCGAAAGUGAAUCAAUAUCAUCUGGGGACUCCGAAGACCAAGUAUCCUCAGAUGAGCGAGAGUCGAACUGUACCCCUCAGAUAUCUCCGUAUCCUGUAGAAUUGUUCGCUGUAAAACCAUUUGAAGAUGAUUUCGCGCACGAAUGCGCUCCUAGGAUGUCAUGGGUCGAUGACCCCGAUGAUGAGUAUUAUGUCGCUGACGAUCCAAACUUCUACGUCGACAUCGCUGAUAAGCUUGGUGACGACUUGGAGGCGCAUACGAUCAUGGCAUUGCACUGUCAAGACACCCAGCUCGCACACAAGGUCGUGAUGUAUUACUCCAACAACUCAACCGUGACGUUGCCCUUUGAUCUCGAGGACGCCUCAAAUGCCAAGAGUGACGGGUGUGGUUCUUGCGUGUCCGAGCUCCGGAAUCACAUCCUCGCAUGUGCGGAGACUUCCUGUCCAAUCUCCGCCUACGUAUACUACCUCGGCUUUCUCGAGCAAGUAUUUCGCAAAAUUGCGAAGACCUUGCAUUGGCUGAAGGGCGAAACCGGCUCUGUCAAUCAUGCUGUACGGUCUUGGCGCACCGAGAUGGAGGGGUGCGGGUCGAGGAACGAGCUACACAGAGCCAUCAUCGGAGCUCACUCUAGUGCGAUCUACGAAGACCGAAGGGAGUUCCCCGAGCUCGCCGGAAGCGAUGUCAACAUCGAGGUCGCGGAGAAUGCGGCAUACCAAGCUUAUAGACGACUGGGCGCCGUAUUACCUCUGUACCUGCGAUACUCCAGACGGCGCAAUAUCCCCGUCCUCACACUGGCCUUCCAUGGGGCUGAUGUUUUGGCUCGAACGUCUGUAAAGGUUGCGCCCAGACAUACCCUUCAAGGCGAGAGUAUACCUGACGACAGCCGUACCUCCUACACCCUCUUCGAUAUUCUAUGUUCGAGCAUCCGCGUGCUCACAGAAGAUGGGUUACGCGCGCUCUUCAUCUUCAACGAUGUCGGGUGUCUAAGGAUGCAACCAGAGGAUGACUCGACCCCAAGUCGCUACGCAUUAUCUUGGUCAUACGGACCCGGAGUAUCCUCGAAGGACAUGAGGGCGAUCCGAGUGCAAGCAAUACGAGAGAGGGGGCGAUCUAUCGCCUUAGAUGUUCCUGGAGACGUCUUCGGUGCUGUGCUUCCUCAGCAGGAACGCCUCAUGACGAGUAGACCCUCUACUCCACCGUCCUCCCAAACAUCCAUGGAGUCAGCGUCUGAGUCAUCCGCUUCUGAGACGUUGAUAACCCCACCAGACAUCAUUGCAUUAUCUGUCCAAGCGAACAAGAAAGCCGCGUCGAUCAGGCGCACCAUUGGGAACGAGGGAGUAGUGCGAGCGGCGAAACGUAUCAAGGUGGACGUUAUCUCUGCCACUGUACCGAGGUUGAAACGGCGGAUGCAGACUCGAAGGCGCGGUAAUACGUCUGUGUCCCCCGUAUGCUCUCGCAAAGAGUAUUCGAUAGGAGGUUCAAAACCGCUAUCAUCAAUAGCCGUUGCCACCCAUUUAGAUGAAACAUUGUGUGACGUGUUGUAUACGUCUGGAGAGUAUGCGUCUGGAGAGAAGGUCGUCGCUAAUAAGAAGAUGCUUUCGGUGUGA
Molecule: messenger RNA, 2085 nt
Organism: Rhodofomes roseus
Lineage: Eukaryota; Fungi; Basidiomycota; Agaricomycetes; Polyporales; Fomitopsidaceae
Exons: 8
Coding region: 391-2085 (564 amino acids)
Source: RefSeq, a predicted model, not a curated record